AUGGGAUACAGGGCGGGGACCAGGGCGGAUCCGAACGCAAUAACACCCCAGCAAGCGCGGACGGCAUUCGCGAGAUACUGCAAAAAGAUAGACGUGACGAAGGAGGAGCUAGCGUGGAACUUUGGAUGCAUAUCGGCAAGCCAAAAUAACGAGCAGGAGGCUGUCCUGGUGCGUGAGCUAAUCCUGAGCAACAAUAAACGACUGUACCACGGAGCACAGAGCGCAGCAGACAGGACGGCGGCGACGGCGGACAUGGCAGAGACGAGUGUGAAACAAAGGGCGGCGGGCACGUUGGGCGGUAGCGACGGGGAUGGUGACGGUGACGGUGGCGAGGGAGAGGAAGGGGGUCCAUUAACACCAGACAGCGAGAGGGGCAAGGAGGAAAGGGGGAGAGAGGAAGCCAACGCGACGUGCGCAGAGGAUGAGGAUAUAAACUGGGACGACGCAGCGGAGGGGAUAGGCGAGGGAAUCGAGGGACCGGAGGGCUUUCGCGACAGCGACGAUGACGACGAAGAAAGGGGAGGGAACGGAGGGGCGACACGCAGGAGGGGCGAAAUCGCUAACGGCCCGAGCAGAGAGGGCGACGGCAGGGCACGAGGGAACAACGGAGACGCUACCGAUGACGCGAACCGAGGCACGGACGCCGGCGGGGACGGGGAGGGCGACAGCGACGUCGAGGUUGACGCAACCGUAUCGAGAGCGCCACCCAAAAAGGGGCGGACAGCCAUGGAGGUCACCGAAUGGAGGGCGAACGGCACGAUACGAAAAGGCAGGGCGAGGCGGAUGGAGAAAGAAACCGCGAGCAGACAGCGCCUGCUGGCCAUUUCGAGACAUUCGCCAAGAACGCUAGCUACAUGGGAGGGCUUCGUGAAGGAUGGAUUGAAAAACAUUCGAACAAAGAAGAGGCGACGGGAGGAACCGGCGGAGGAUGCAACGCUGCUUGGCCGACACGGGACGCUCUGA
This is a messenger RNA of Emiliania huxleyi CCMP1516, 963 nucleotides long. RefSeq lists its product as hypothetical. The record is from RefSeq and is a predicted model, not a curated record. The coding region runs from base 1 to 963 and encodes 320 amino acids. NCBI's taxonomy places the organism in Eukaryota, Haptophyta, Isochrysidales, Noelaerhabdaceae. The transcript is spliced from 3 exons.